Electrophorus electricus (electric eel) is the source of this 1522-nucleotide messenger RNA. Its product is annotated as beta-1,4-galactosyltransferase 1-like. The record is from RefSeq and is a predicted model, not a curated record. Lineage: Eukaryota; Metazoa; Chordata; Actinopteri; Gymnotiformes; Gymnotidae. Gene Ontology annotation, molecular function: beta-N-acetylglucosaminylglycopeptide beta-1,4-galactosyltransferase activity; cytoskeletal protein binding. Gene Ontology annotation, biological process: carbohydrate metabolic process; protein N-linked glycosylation. Gene Ontology annotation, cellular component: Golgi apparatus.
AUAAAUUUUACCUGGUGGCGUGGGGUAACGUAAUUACCCACGUUCCUCAGUGAUUUGAGUCCAAAACAAGACCGCCAUGUCUGUCUUUAUUUUUUAAAUUUUUUAUUAAGCGCUCUGUCGUCUGCCUGGAGUUCUUUACCAACUAUACAACGACCGAUAGAAAACUCAGUUUCCUCUUACUAGAAGCGGAUAUAUUAAAUAUAAAAAAUCUGAAUAGAAGAUGGGUGUACGCUUACAGACAAUUGAGUGAGGACUUUAGACCAUCUUUAAGUUUUUUUAACGUUUAAUUAAUAUUUCAUGCGGAAAUAAAGUUUUGUACCUGUAAAAGUUAAGGUUUGCGCGUGAUUUGUUUGCAUAGCCACUCCCACCUCUGUAAUUUAUAUCGAGAUUUCUUAUUCCGUCAUAAACACUGUAGGCCUAUUCAAAUUACGGGCAUAUGUCCAUCCCGUUCGAAUAGUACCAAUUACUCUUUCUGUAAUAGGAAAUUAAUGGGAAAAUUCAGUCAUUUUGGUCUUUUCAGUAAAACCUACACUGUCAUAGUGGUGCUGGGAGUGUUGCAAAUCUUAGUGAUGCUAUUUUACUACAUGAGAACCUACAGCGCUGGCGGGUAUGCGCGGAGCGGGCAAAUCGCUGAAGUGACGGAAGAAGCGAACGGUGUUGAAGCAUUUAAAACGCUGGAGAAUUGUCCCGAGACGUCCCCGCUCUUAGUGGGUCCGUUGCGUGUGGAGGUCUCUGAUCUGAUGUAUCUGGAGCAGAUCAGACAGGAGCUCCUGCUGGUGGACAGGGGACACUACAAACCGCCCCAGUGUCUGUCUGUCCAGAAAGUGGCCGUCAUUAUCCCUUACAGACACAGGGAGCAGCACCUCAAAUACUGGCUGUACUAUCUUCAUCCCAUUUUGCAGAGACAACAGCUGGAAUAUGGGGUCUACGUCAUUGAGCAGGACGGCGAGGACACGUUUAACCGGGCGAAGCUGUUAAAUGUUGGCUAUGCUGAGGCUCUGAAUGACUACAACUAUGACUGCUUUGUCUUCAGCGACGUCGACAUUAUCCCGAUGGAUGACCGCAACACAUACCGCUGCCAUGACCAACCACGGCACCUCGCCGUCGCCUUGGACAAGUUCGGCUUCAGGCUACCAUAUAAUCAGAUUUUCGGUGGCAUCUCUGCGAUGAGUAAAGACCAGUACCUGAAGAUCAAUGGCUUCCCCAACAACUACUGGGGCUGGGGGGGGGAGGAUGAUGAUAUCUCCAACCGGUUGUCGAUUAGAGGAAUGUCCAUAUCACGGCCUAAUGUCUUGAUUGGCAAAUGCAAGAUGAUUCAUCACGAAAGAGAUAAGCUGAACCCUCCUAACCCUCAGAGGUUUGAAAAAAUUGCCCACACGAGAGAAACAAUGGACACUGACGGCAUCAACUCUCUGACAUACAAUGUGGUGAAAGUGGAGAAAGACCAACUCUUCACCAAAAUCACCGUGGACAUUGGCAAACCCUGAGCCUUAUACUCUCUUAAAGUGCUUAACCUCUUGGA